This is a messenger RNA of Rhinichthys klamathensis goyatoka, 1438 nucleotides long. RefSeq names its product CLN5 intracellular trafficking protein (gene cln5). Bases 68 to 1057 code for a protein of 329 amino acids. The transcript is spliced from 4 exons. NCBI's taxonomy places the organism in Eukaryota, Metazoa, Chordata, Actinopteri, Cypriniformes, Leuciscidae. Gene Ontology annotation, molecular function: hydrolase activity, acting on glycosyl bonds. Gene Ontology annotation, cellular component: lysosomal membrane; lysosome. Gene Ontology annotation, biological process: lysosome organization. The record is from RefSeq and is a predicted model, not a curated record.
UGUGAGACAAAACAGUAACAGCUGCAAGAAAGUCAGCACAUUCGUGUUUUUCGGAGAUAGUGCUGAGAUGAAGUAUUCCCUUCACUUCAUUCACGCGGUUCUUCACUGCUGGACUGUGGGGCUGGUCGUUUCUAGGGUCAGUGGGAAGCAGGUCUGGCCAGUGCCUUACCAGCGACUUGACAGACGUCCAGAUGUUGAUCCCUUCUGCCAGGCUUUAUACCCGUUCUGUCCCACUGGAGAUCCAGGUGGUCGGAUACCCGUCAUGGGAGACUUGGACGUCAUCUCAGUGUUCAGACUUCAGACUCCUGUGUGGGAGUUCAAAUAUGGUGACAUCUUGGGAAAGUUUCAUGUCAUGCACGACGCCAUUGGCUUUGGAAGCGCAAAAACCGGGAGAAACUUCACUAUGGAGUGGUACGAGCUGUUUCAGCUUGGGAAUUGCACUUUUCCUCAUGAAAGAGAGGGUGUGAGUGCGCCGUUCUGGUGUAACCAGGGAGCGGCGUGCUUUUACGACGGCAUAGACGACUUACACUGGAAGCAGAAUGGGACUUUGGAGAAAAUAGGAGAGAUUUCAGGUGAGAUGUUUAAUGAGUUGGCUCUGUGGGUUCAGAAGGACAAUGAAACGGGUGUGUAUUACGAGACAUGGACGGUAAAGUCAGACCCUGGUGCCAAUGCCACAACAUGGUUCGAGUCCUACGACUGUUCUCAGUUUGUGCACCGCACAUAUAAGAAAUUACUGGAGCUGGGCGCCCAACUGUUGAGCCAAACGCCAACCAACUACACAAAGAUCUAUCUGUACAGCGGAGAGCCUCUCUAUCUGGGAGAUGACACCAUCUUUCAACAGUCUUCUCUGAAAGAUCUUGCCACGGACAUUGAGAGGUUCUAUCACUCCUUUCGCUCUCACCAGUCAGUGAUCGAAAUGAUUAUGAGCCUGUUGGAGGCUUAUGAAAAGAUGGUCCUAGAGAAGACCUUCUAUUUCUACUACAACUCUGAAUAUUGGAAGCUGCCGAUGAAAUAUCCUUAUUUACAAAUAACCUAUGAGGAGAUUUCUUUUCCAUAAUGAACAUUUUUUAAUACUACAUAAAAUUACUUUUUUAAUUUUCUACUUCCUUUCCAUACCAUCAGAUAAGUGUUAAUUUGUACUAAUACAUGGACAAAUAUUUUUUAUUGUACAACUCAUUUAUGAACAUUGUUGCCUUAAUGUAAAUGAUCUGUAAAACAUUCACACAGUGUGCACAAAUGUUUAUUUGCCUUUAUUUAUUUCAACAAAAGACAAUGUUAUAAUCAUGUUUUUACAACACAGGAAAUGUAAUAUUAGCAAUACAAGCAAUAUGCUCACUUGCUUCAGAAAAAUGAAAUACAUGAGCACUUGGUUUGAUGCUGUUUGUACAUGUUAAUGGCUUUGAGUUAAUGUUAUGCAGCUUGCACUUUCAAAAAGUCA